This is a messenger RNA of Panicum virgatum (switchgrass), 1271 nucleotides long. RefSeq names its product MADS-box transcription factor 14-like. Gene Ontology annotation, molecular function: DNA-binding transcription factor activity, RNA polymerase II-specific; protein dimerization activity; RNA polymerase II cis-regulatory region sequence-specific DNA binding. The record is from RefSeq and is a predicted model, not a curated record. The transcript has 8 exons. Gene Ontology annotation, cellular component: nucleus. NCBI's taxonomy places the organism in Eukaryota, Viridiplantae, Streptophyta, Magnoliopsida, Poales, Poaceae. Bases 228 to 965 code for a protein of 245 amino acids. Gene Ontology annotation, biological process: positive regulation of transcription by RNA polymerase II.
CCGCCCCGGCCGGUCCCCCCCGCCUGCCACUCUCUCUCUCCACCACCGCGGCCGUGACGUCAUGCACUCCCCGGCGCUGCCGCCUACCCUCCACAACCAGAAUCUAGCCAAUCAGCCCUCGUAGGUGGCCUGUUUUAUAGCUGCUGCCGUCGUUGUCGUCGCGGCUGAGGCGACGUGAGGAUUGGUUAGAGAGGGAACCAGGAGGACUUGGUUGAGAGGAGGCGGCGAUGGGGCGCGGGAAGGUGCAGCUGAAGCGGAUCGAGAACAAGAUCAACCGCCAGGUGACCUUCUCCAAGCGCCGCUCGGGGUUGCUCAAGAAGGCGCACGAGAUCUCCGUGCUCUGCGACGCCGAGGUCGCACUCAUCAUCUUCUCCACCAAGGGGAAGCUCUACGAGUACGCCACAGACACAUGUAUGGACAAAAUUCUUGAACGGUAUGAACGCUACUCCUAUGCAGAAAAGGUUCUCGUUUCAGCAGAAUCUGAAACUCAGGGCAACUGGUGCCAUGAAUAUACAAAGCUAAAGGCGAAGGUUGAGACGAUACAGAAAUGUCAAAAGCACCUCAUGGGAGAGGAUCUUGAAACUCUGAAUCUCAAGGAGCUUCAGCAACUAGAGCAGCAGCUAGAGAGUUCACUGAAACAUAUCAGAUCCAGAAAGAGCCAGCUUAUGAUGGAGUCAAUUUCGGAGCUUCAACGGAAGGAGAAGUCCCUGCAGGAGGAGAACAAGAUUCUGCAGAAGGAGCCCGCAGAGAAGCAGAAAGCUCAGCGACAGCAAGCGCAAUGGGACCAGAAUCAACAACAAACAAGCUCGUCUUCCUCGUCCUUCAUGAUGAGAGAAGCUCCCCCAGCAACAAAUAUCAGCUACCCUGUGCCUGUGGCAGCAGGCGGGAGGGUGGAGCGGGCAGCAGCGCAGCCGCAGGCUCUCAUUGGGCUGCCAGCGUGGAUGCUUAGCCACAUCAGCAGCUGAACUGAAGGCUUUCCUCUCGCCCGUGUCGGUGCGCGAGCCCAAAAAUCCAGCAACGCAACGGUAGCAUGCUCACCCCCGGCUGCCCCGCGGCUCCACCUGAUGAAUUAUUAUCGUCGAUCUUGUCGUGAUCGCCACCGGCAGCAGUAGCAGGGGUUUAUCAUAAUUUGAGCAGCAUAUAAGUACCAAUCUUCGCUGUGUAUAUUUUGCUUUUGUUCAUCGCCGUUUCCGCUGAGCCGACCGUACGAUGAAUAAUUUACCCAUGUAAUAUAUAAUAUAAUAUGCGCAGCAUGAAUGUCAAAUAUCCCA